Messenger RNA from Gorilla gorilla gorilla (western lowland gorilla), 1373 nucleotides. Its product is annotated as IQ motif and SEC7 domain-containing protein 3-like. NCBI's taxonomy places the organism in Eukaryota, Metazoa, Chordata, Mammalia, Primates, Hominidae. The transcript is spliced from 3 exons. Bases 1 to 867 code for a protein of 288 amino acids. The record is from RefSeq and is a predicted model, not a curated record.
AUGGGCUCAGCUGUGGAUAAGCUUCCUUCAUUCAUUCUUUACAAAAGGAAUUUUGCUAAGAAGUCAGAUUCACCGUCCUUCUCGGGUCGCCUGCGUUAUCCUGCUUCCCUCCCACGCCUCGACACAGGCUCCCUCUCGCUGGCCUCCUCCCUCUCCUCUCUGCCCAGCGGGAGACAGAGCCUCCUCUGGACGCCAAGAGACAGGAAGGGGGAGGCUGGGCCCGUGGGAGAGGACCGCUGGGCUGCUGGGUUCCCACGCCCUCGCGCUCCCAGGCGCCAGCCCAGGGGCAGGCAGGGCGCAGGCGGCGGUGGGUGGCAUCGAGAGCCUGCUGGAGAACCCGGUGCGCGCGCCGUGCUGUACCUCAAGGGCUCUGGGCCACCCAUCGUGCAGAACCAACAGAGCCUCGUCCACAUCCAGCGCCAGCGCAUCGACGAGCAGGAGCGGCGGCUGGAUGAGCUGAGCGCUGAGAACCGCAGCCUGUGGGAGCACCAGCGGCUGCUGCUGCAAGCCCACCCUUGUGCCCGCCAUCGUCGUUCCCGGUACUGGCCUUCUGGGCCACUGCUCUCACCAUUGCCACUGGGGGCCAGGAACCUCUCCAGGACCAGGGACAGCGCUCACCCGCCGCGCCACACCCCGCGCCCGAGCAGACGCCGCUUAAGCACCACGGACAGCUCCUGGCGCGGCCCCAGCCUCCUGGCUGCCGGGCUCAUACAGCCCAAGCGCCCCACCAGCUCCCGGGACACUUGGGGCCGCUACUUACAAGUAGAAGGAGGGUUCACCGAGUUGCUGCGCUGCUCCCGGAGCCUUUCUUCAGUACAAAUGCCCCGCGCCCUCGGCAAGGGCGUCCUGAGCAGGAGACCUGAGUGAGCGGGGAGGAGCAGAUGGGCACUGCUGUGGUGGGAGCAAGGGAAGAAAGUGGGUGUGAGAAGGAAACGGGGAAAUAGAAUGCGCAGGAGUCUAAAGGACCGGGGUGAUGUGGCGUGAAGGGGUGAGAAGACGCUUGGGGACAAAAGCGUGACAGGAGAUUUGGGGAUGACGAAGGAACGAUAUCUGUGCUUGAGAAAGUUUUGGAGAAUGUUGGAGCAAAAAAGGAGUAACCAGACCAUCGGUAGGGGCAAAGGAGGAAAUAAAUGGGUUUUAAGCGACUGGGGACGUUGAGAACUGGCGGAUUUAAAGGGGACUAGACUGGCAGGAAGUUUGAGUGAAGAUUAAACUGAAGAAAAGAGAACCACUGAAAUAUUUUUUUAAGUUAGGAAAAAUUUGGAAGGAAGUUUGGGUAGUAAAAGUAUUUGAAUGGAGAGUGAGAUAUGAAAAUAUGGAGACUGGGAAAAAGGCAUGUGAAGGGCUUUAACAAGGCUGGGGCCCAGGAAGAA